AUGCGGUAAAUUAGGCUACACUCUACCAGGAACUAGAGAAAUGCGAAAUGGCUCAGAGCAGCCGUGGAAAAAACAGUCAAGGAAAAAACCUAGGCAACAUGUUUACCCGUGUACAGGAAUUCUUGGCGCCUCCAAAGCCAAUCGUAGUUGAUAAAAGGACCAUCGAAAAAUCGUGGAAAAUGAUGGACAAAGUGGUCAAACUUUGUCAACACCCGAGGAUGAACUUGAGGAAUAGCCCUCCAUUUAUUCUCGAUAUUUUGCCUGACACUUAUCAACAUUUACGAUUAAUUUACUCGAAACACGAUGAUAAACUUAAUACAUUGAACGAAAAUGAAUAUUUUAGAAUAUUUAUUGAGAAUCUGAUGGCAAAAUGUAAGAAUACCAUUAAAGUUUUCAGAGAUGGAGGUCAAAAAAUGUUCGAUGAAAAUUCUCAUUGUCGACGAAAUUUGAUAAAACUGUCAUUGGUAUUUUCACACAUGUUGGCAGAAUUGAAGGCAAUUUAUCCUACAGGGACAUACGCCGGUGAAAAUUACAGGAUUACUAAAGGUGACGCCUCUGAUUGGUGGAAACGAUCAUUCGGGGACAAGAUCACAGUUCCAUGGAAAGAAUUCCGUGAUACAUUACAUGAAUCUCAUCCAAUUGGUUCACCUUUAGAGGCCAUGGCGUUAAAAACGACCUUAGAUUUAACAUGUAAUGAUCAUAUUUCAGUUUUUGAAUUUGAUGUUUUUACACGGUUAUUUCAACCCUGGAACAACUUGCUCCGUAAUUGGAAUGUCUUGGCCGUAACCCACCCAGGCUAUGUAGCAUUCCUCACCUACGAUGAAGUGAAAGCAAGGCUUCAGAAAUACAUAAGUAAACCCGGAAGUUAUGUGUUCAGAUUAAGUUGUACAAGAUUAGGUCAGUGGGCGAUUGGUUAUGUUACAUCAGAUGCUCAAAUAUUACAGACAAUACCACAGAAUAAAUCGCUGUGUCAAGCUUUACUGGAUGGACAAAGAGAAGGAUUUUUUCUGUAUCCAGAUGGUCGAAGUGCCAAUCCUGAUUUAAGUUAUUUAGUACAGGAUAGUUUAGAAGAUCAUAUACGUGUUACACAAGAACAGUAUGAGUUAUAUUGUGAGAUGGGCUCAACCUUUCAACUGUGUAAGAUCUGUGCAGAGAAUGAUAAAGAUAUUCGUAUUGAACCCUGUGGUCAUCUACUGUGUACACCUUGUCUUUCACAGUGGCAGGAUUCUGAUGGACAAGGGUGUCCAUUUUGUAGAUGUGAGAUUAAAGGAACAGAACAGGUUGUCGUGGAUCCAUUUGAUCAGACACACCCAAAAUCAUCCAGACAUGCUCAUGAUGACGAUGAAGAGGAUGGCUAUACAAACAAUCUACAUGCUUUAGCUGUUAGUCCCAGAGAUAGGUCUCGAGAUAGAAGUUCACCAUUUGAAUCACCACAUACAAAUAAAAGAGACUUGCCGCCACCUGUCCCCCCACGUACCUCCUCCCCUGUCCCCUCGCCUGCAUCAUCCCCUAAACCAGUCGGACGUCGUCAGCUUCCGCCAACACCCCCUAUUGAAGACAGGGCCCAUAACUCUAACAAACCGACACCACCAGUUAGAAGUCAGCAUACACCAGUUGAAAAAGAUCAGGGUGUUUCAUAUGCCGAGUUACGAUACGACUCUACAACACAACAGCCAAAGACUAAUAACACCAACACCUCCACCAGUACCAGUAGUAGUGGCGUGGGCGGUAAUGAUUUUAUUUACGACAAACCAACACCAGGCAUUCAUCCAGUUAUCAACACCAGUCAAAGAACAGAAGGAGGAACUAUUUUCUCCGUAACAGGAAACGAAAAACCACCAAUGUUCCGAAUCCCAAGUGAGUAUGCUGUACCACAACGUUUUAAUAGAAAUGAAGAAAUUCCUGCAGAAGAUGAAACAAAAGUACCAGAUCAACCACCUCCUAGAAAUAUUGGUUUACGUGAAAAUCAGGACAUAAACAAAGAAAAUAACGAUACUCUUUCUAGUAUCAAUGACGAUUAUGUUGAACUUCUUGUUGGUCGUGGAUUUGAAAAAUUAAAUGUGCUUGAUGCUUUACGCGUUUCUCGUAACAACUUGAAAAUGGCGGAAGAAAUUUUAGAGACAUUUGUUAAAAAUAGCCGAUGAUAAUGAACUGUCAGAUGGUUAUUUUUUUCUUUCAAGGAUUUGCGGCAGUGGGGAUUAAACAUGACCGACAUACUGUAACCAAGGUGAUGAGGAAAUGUCAGUAGAUAAUUCUGUGACUUUAAAUUUUUUUAGAUGUUGAAUGAUGUUUUUGUUGCGUUGCGUUGCCUUGUCGUAUGUCGUGUGCAUUUUGUGGAAAUGAUGUUUCUGACAAAUAAUAUUUGACCCUUAUUGUUUAAUUUCCAUCGUUUUUGUGAUGUACCACAGAAAUGCGAUUUUAUAACAUCAAAACAACUUCAUCGAAGACUAGUUGGUCCAUUUCUUAACCACGAUUUCCUCGUCAAUUCUGAUUGGAUGGAGCGAAAACCCUAACGAUCAGUCAUGUGACCAAAUUCCUUGCUUAAAUUAUUUUCAGAAUGGUGACUGUUAUUUGUUCCAUGAACUACAGCACAAUAAUAUGAGAUAUGAGACAUCUUCUUUGCGUGUACAAUGUUCCAGUACACGUUCUUACAGCAUAUUCAUGUAAAUCAUAUUUAAUAUUCAGCAUGUGGGAUUUUUUUUACGUUCGUGGUAACCAUUCAUCUCAUGUUAACAUAGUGACUCUCAAAAUCUCUGAAUCAAAACCUUUUUCUCUAGUGCUCACAUUAAUAUUCAAAUAUUCAAUUUAAACUAAUGAAAUUUGAUCAGUAUUUACUUAUUUGAAUUCAAAUAGUUUUUCAACUCUAUUCCAACUGAUCAGUUUUAGUUUCCAAUGAAAUAUAUAAUUUUACUAAUUAAAAUUAAAGUCUGUAUGGCUCUAUUUUUUUUAACCUUGAAAUAAACAAAAAUGGUUCUAAAAGCACAUAUUAAAGAUACAUUAUGGGAGAUUGGAUAACAAGUUGACAGUCCUUACUAUAAUAGUUAAAAACUCGAUCAUCAUUACUAAUGUCGGUACAACAAAAAUCAUAGUCUCAAUUAUCCAUUUAAUUGUUAACUCGAGAAGGAAAGUUAUGCAGCGAAUCAAUCAUAAUCCAACAAAUAUCGCAUUCUAGCCUUGACAUCGAGAGUUGAUUUUGGUCUGGAUACGUUAAUUAAUGUCUAAUUAAUAGUUUAUAUAAAAUUUCAGGCCUAAAG
Messenger RNA from Patella vulgata (common limpet), 3254 nucleotides. RefSeq names its product E3 ubiquitin-protein ligase CBL-B. The record is from RefSeq and is a predicted model, not a curated record. Gene Ontology annotation, molecular function: calcium ion binding; ubiquitin protein ligase activity; receptor tyrosine kinase binding. Lineage: Eukaryota; Metazoa; Mollusca; Gastropoda; Patellidae. Gene Ontology annotation, biological process: cell surface receptor signaling pathway; negative regulation of epidermal growth factor-activated receptor activity. Gene Ontology annotation, cellular component: membrane raft; plasma membrane. The transcript is spliced from 12 exons. Bases 48 to 2144 code for a protein of 698 amino acids.